GUCAGCCUGACAGAACAGCUCCAUUUGACAGUUUUCGUUUCCUGCACUCUCUUUUCGUUUGUAACUGAACCGACGAAGACAUUGAAAAUGGUGAAUGUUCCCAAGCAGCGCAGAACUUAUUGCAAGAAGUGCAAAGUUCACCGAGUUCACAAGGUAACGCAGUACAAGAAGUCUAAAGAACGACAAGCUUCCCAGGGUCGUCGCCGUUACGAUCGUAAACAAAAGGGUUUCGGUGGUCAGACUAAGCCAAUCUUCAGGAAGAAGGCUAAGACCACCAAAAAGAUUGUACUGCGAAUGGAAUGCGUCGAGUGCAAAUACCGCAAACAAGCCCCUCUGAAGCGUUGCAAACAUUUCGAGCUGGGUGGCGACAAGAAGCGAAAGGGACAGAUGAUUCAGUUCUAAGUGAAAUAACUCUUAAUGUUUAAUUAAGAGCAAUACAAACAUUUUCUUUACUGUUAAAAAAUCACUGAAGGAACUACGCAAUACAAACGGAGUUUCUGUAGUACCUCA
Molecule: messenger RNA, 510 nt
Organism: Malaya genurostris
Lineage: Eukaryota; Metazoa; Arthropoda; Insecta; Diptera; Culicidae
Gene: RpL36A
Product: large ribosomal subunit protein eL42
Exons: 3
Coding region: 88-402 (104 amino acids)
Biological process (GO): translation
Cellular component (GO): cytosolic large ribosomal subunit; ribosome
Molecular function (GO): structural constituent of ribosome
Source: RefSeq, a predicted model, not a curated record